AUGGCAGCGAAUUUUGAUCCAGCUCAAUCCGACGAAGCCAACAUGGCUGCAGUUAUACAUGCUUCCCCGAGCCUUUGCCCCCGCUGUAAAUCCUUCCCGUGGCCCUCAAUGCCCGAAGACUGGGUCAAGUCCCACAAAAUACCAUUGCACGAAUCGUUCAGCUCUCUGCAAGAUUCGGCUGAUCAAGGUUGUGCAUUUUGUCGGUUUGUCUGGCUAUCCUUGGUCAACAAAUGUGACGUGACUGCAGAUAUCUCCGAGAAGCUGAUGAACGGUUUGAUACAAGGAUCAAUUCUCAUAAAACUUUUUAUAGGCAGCGGGAUCUUAGAAAUAACACCCAGGAUAGAGCAUGAGGGCAGAUUAAUCCUUUCCAGUGCAGGAACUGAUUAUAUACCUGCUGAGUCCAGCGACAAAGAGUUGCUCAGAGAUAUGAAGAGCCGCCAUAUCAAAGCCUUCGUUGGGGAAAGCAUCCAACAGGAGCUCGCUGAGCUCAUCAGGCACCAGAUUCAUCCUUGGAUGAAAAGCUGUCGUGAAAAGCAUUCAGGCCAUGAAUUCUGUGGUGCGAAAUACGCAUCGUCAGGUCUACCGACUCGACUACUUGACGUUGGUGAGACAAAUGACCUUUUGCUUAAACUUGUAGAAGUCAAGCGCUGCAAAAAUCUGCGAGACGUGGAAUACCUCAUCCUCAGCUAUUGCUGGGGCAAUGGAAACGAAAAGUCCAAAACGACAGAGGCCAAUCUAGCGACUCGGCUACGUGGCUUUGCCGUGUCGGAACUUUCCAAAACCAUCCAGGACGCCAUCUUGCUGACACGCCUGAUGGGUUUCCGAUACCUAUGGGUUGAUGCGAUAUGCAUUAUGCAGGGGCCACGUGGUGACUUUGGCUCAGAGGCGCCCAAGAUGGGGGGCUACUACUCCAAUGCUGCGUGCUGUAUCUCAGCAUCGAUUGCGAAAGAUAGCCGAGCAGGCUUUCUGACUGAACGACCGCUCGCACGAUUUCCCAUGGAUGAUAUUGCUAUUAAGAUUGCCAACCACGAUACAGGAUAUACCGUAUUUAAAGAUAUUCACGUCGACCGUUCCCUGGUAUCGAAUAUCCAUGGCUCCCCGUUGGCGAAACGCGGGUGGUGCUUGCAAGAGACAGCCCUCCCAAAGCGGAUACUUCACUGGACUCUACAAGGACUCUAUCUCCAGUGUCAGACUGCUAUCUUCUCAGAAGACUGCACAGUCCCUUUCGUAUAUCAAUCUGGCUAUGGACACUUCUCACCACGGGACAUAAUGACCAGGCCUGAUGAAGACAUUAUUCUUGCAGGUGGAUGGUAUCAUCUUCUUUCAGUUUUCUCAAAAACACAACUCACUUACGAAACGGAUCGGCUGUACGCUAUCCAUGGACUUGCAUCUAUGCUUAUACGCCGUCUAAGAACAGAGUACUUCAACGGUAUCUUCCGACCGAGUCUCGCCCAGGGUCUUUUAUGGUAUCAUGAUUCCAAUCAGUUUGAAGAAUGCAAGAGACCAAAAGACGCGCAGCUCCCAUCUUGGUGCUGGGCAUCUGCUUGUCCUGUUUCGUAUCUCGAAAUCCAGGAGGAACCCAUCUAUAUCAAGGACGACCACCCAGAGCGGCCUCUUCAAUUCCCUACACACUUCGAAGCCUUGAGUGUAGUAGAAAGCACCUCCUCAAGACUAUAUAUCAGAGCCCCCAUUUUCCACCUUACCAUUGGGAGACGCGAGAUUGGAUAUGUUUGGAAGAGCAACGCUGUAGGUUAUACAGCGUUCUUCCAAUGUCGAUACUUCCUGGACGCAAAUCGUCAGGUCUUGCAGAACCUGCCUCAAACUCCUGCCGAUGACGGAGAUUGGGGACAGGGCUUUGACGUAUUGUGGUUUCCCGUAGGCAGAGAUCAUACUCUUUAUCCAUAUGUUCCUGGGUUGUUAGUGUAUGAGGUACCCAAGGAGGGAAAGGGGGUAUACCGCCGUUUUGGACUUUUGCAGUGCCAUGACGAGUGGCUAGAUAAGAAGGACUUGGCGGAUGUCAGGGACAUAAUUUUAGUAUAA
Molecule: messenger RNA, 2040 nt
Organism: Fusarium fujikuroi IMI 58289
Lineage: Eukaryota; Fungi; Ascomycota; Sordariomycetes; Hypocreales; Nectriaceae
Product: related to tol protein
Exons: 2
Coding region: 1-2040 (679 amino acids)
Source: RefSeq, a predicted model, not a curated record